AUGGCGGAGAGCGGCUCUGUCUGCAGCUUCGUUUUCAAGAAGCGGGGCCUGGCGGCGGGCAGGGGUCGGCGUAAGCGGCCCAGCAGCGACCAGGAGCAGGAGAGCAGCGGUGAGGAGGGCAGCACGGUGGUGCGGAAGGAGCGGCGGCGGGAGGCUCCCAAUCCCAUGAUCCAGAAGACCAGGAAAAGCACAAAGGAGAGGACUUCAUACACUCUCAGCAGUAGUGAUGAUGAGGAUCAAUCAAAGGAGAUUGGAGUCACUUACAAAUCAACAAGGUCGGCGAAACCUGUUGGCCCAGAAGACAUGGGAGCAACAGCAGUGUAUGAACUGGACACAGAGAAGGAGAAAGAUGCCCAGGCCAUCUUCGAGCGCAGCCAGAAGAUCCAGGAGGAGCUGAGAGGAAAAGAAGAUGAUAAAAUUUACCGUGGCAUUAACAACUACCAGAAGUAUGUGAAGCCCAAGGACACAUCAAUGGGAAAUGCCUCCUCAGGAAUGGUCAGGAAAGGACCCAUCCGUGCUCCGGAGCACCUGCGGGCCACGGUGCGCUGGGACUACCAACCUGACAUCUGCAAGGACUACAAAGAAACUGGCUUCUGUGGCUUUGGAGACAGCUGCAAAUUCCUCCACGACCGCUCGGACUACAAGCACGGCUGGCAGAUCGAACGGGAGCUGGACGAAGGCCGCUACGGAGUCAAUGAUGAGGAAAACUAUGAGGUGAGCAGUGAUGAGGAGGACAUGCCUUUCAAAUGCUUCAUCUGCAGGAGUUCCUUCAAGAACCCUGUGGUCACCAAGUGUAGGCACUACUUCUGUGAGAGCUGUGCCCUCCAGCACUACCGCAAGUCCCAGCGCUGCUACGUCUGUGACAAGCAAACCAAUGGAGUCUUCAACCCAGCAAAAGAGCUCAUGGCAAAACUGGAAAAACACAAAGCAGAGGAAGAACGGGAGGAGGAGGAGGAAGACCAACAGCAUUCAGACCAUGGACAGGAUCCACAAUAGCAGAGCACCCUGUUUUUUAUCUAGCUGAAUAAAGCUUUGAUGGGGGGGAGAAAAAAGCUCACAGCAGUUGCCUUUAGGCCAGCAGCUGUACCCAGGGUCCUGACUG
Molecule: messenger RNA, 1102 nt
Organism: Indicator indicator
Lineage: Eukaryota; Metazoa; Chordata; Aves; Piciformes; Indicatoridae
Product: E3 ubiquitin-protein ligase RNF113A-like
Exons: 10
Coding region: 1-996 (331 amino acids)
Biological process (GO): snoRNA splicing
Cellular component (GO): U2-type spliceosomal complex
Molecular function (GO): metal ion binding
Source: RefSeq, a predicted model, not a curated record